AUGGAAUUCAGAUCCAAAUCAUGCAAGGAUCAAAAUUUUCAGAUUGAAAGCUACAAUGGAGGAAGAGUAGCUCCAACUAGCAUGCAAGAUCUGAGAAGUUACAGUACAAGUUAUGCUGGUUUUGAUCAAAACAAGCAGAUAGAAAAAGGGAAAAGAACAAAAAGUUGGAGUUUUAGUGAUCCAGAAUUGCAGAGAAAGAAAAGAGUAGCUGGUUAUAAAAUAUAUUCUGUUGAAGAGAAAAUGAAAGGGUCUUUGAAGAAGAGUUUUAGGUGGAUCAAGAACACAUGCAGCAAAUUAUGGUGA
Messenger RNA from Lathyrus sativus (Indian pea), 303 nucleotides. The record is from the annotation of a GenBank genome assembly. Lineage: Eukaryota; Viridiplantae; Streptophyta; Magnoliopsida; Fabales; Fabaceae.